AGAAGAAACUACCUUCUCUGCCCCAAGAUUUCGAAGCUCUCUCCUCUUCCAUCCCUCUCUCCCCCUCCGAUCUUCCACAAAACCCUAGCGGAAAAUUAUUCUCCAUGAAGAAGCAGAAGCAGAUCCAACCCUUUAACCCUUUCGACCUUCUCUCCGAGGAACUUGUGUUCAUAAUCUUGGACCUCAUCGCUCAGAACCCAGUCGAUCUUAAAUCCUUCUCGCUAACCUGCAAGUGGUUCUACCAUGUCGAAUCCAAGAACCGGAGAACCCUGAAACCGCUCCGGUCGGAGUUUCUCCCUCGGGUCCUGACCCGGUACCCGAACUCCUCCCACCUCGAUCUCACCUUCUGCCCGCGUGUCACCGAUAACGCGCUUCGCGCCAUCGCCGACUUUUGCGGUCCGGCGCUCCGGUCCCUGGACCUGUCGCGGUCGGGGGCGUUCUCGGCGGCGGGGCUGCUGAGCGUGGCCGUGAAAUGCGUGAAUUUGGUGGAGAUCGACCUUUCAAACGCGACGGAGAUGAGGGACGCGGCCGCGGCGGUGGUGGCGGAGGCGAGGAACUUGGAGCGGCUUAGGCUGGGAAGGUGCAAAUUGCUGACGGACAUGGGAAUCGGGUGCAUCGCCGUCGGCUGUCGGAAACUGAGUUUGGUUGGCUUGAAAUGGUGUGUCGGCGUCGGAGAUUUGGGCGCUGGGUUGCUCGCCCUCAAAUGCAAGGGACUUCGAAGCUUAGACCUCUCUUACUUGCCGAUAACGGGCAAGUGUUUAGAUGAUAUUCUGAAAUUGCAACACCUUGAAGAGCUUCUUCUAGAAGGGUGCUUUGGGAUAGAUGAUGAUAGCCUUUCGUCACUCAGACACGAACAUGAAUGCAAGUCAUUGAAGAAGCUUGAUGUGUCAAGCUGUCAGAAUCUAACUCACAGGGGCUUAACCUCCCUCCUGAGUGCGGCAGGAUGUUUGCAGCAACUCGUGCUGGCACAUGGUUCUUCUGUCAUAUCAUCAGAUUUUGCCAAUUGCUUGAAGAAAACCUCAUCUUUGCAGUCGAUCACACUGGAUGGUUGUUCCAUUACUUCUGAUGGGCUGAAGGCCAUUGGCAUUUUGUGCAAGGCUCUGAAAGAGCUCAGCUUAAGCAAAUGCCUAGGCGUGACGGAUGAAGAUCUCUCUUCCCUAGUGAUGAAACAGAAAGGCCUAAGAAAACUUGACAUCACGUGUUGCCGGAAACUGACUGGUGUUUCGAUUGCCCAAAUCGCAAAUUCAUGUCCCAGUCUCAUCUCUCUGAAGAUGGAAUCUUGUUCUCUUGUUCCUAGAGACGCCUUCGUGUUGAUUGGGCAGAAGUGUCGAUUUCUCAAGAAACUGGACUUGACAGAUAACGAAAUCGAUGAAGAAGGAUUGAAGUCCAUAUCUGGUUGUCUUAGUCUUUCAUCGUUGAAGGUGGGAAUUUGUCUUAAUAUAACAGACAAAGGGCUCUCAUAUGUUGGCACAGCCUGCUCAGACCUUCGUGAACUUGAUCUCUACAGGUCAGCUGGGAUAACAGAUGUAGGAGUUUCAUCAAUAGCCAGAGGCUGCUCCAAUCUUGAGACCAUCAACAUAUCGUACUGCAAAGACAUCACAGAUAAAUCCUUGGUGUCACUGUCCAAAUGCUCACGGCUAAACACAUUAGAGUGCCGAGGAUGCCCCCUUGUUACCUCUAUGGGAGUGGCUGCCGUUGCUGUUGGUUGCAAGCGUCUUGCUAAGCUCGACGUGAAGAAGUGUCAGAACAUCAAUGAUUCCGCCAUGCUUACACUGGCUCACUUCUCCCCAUGUCUCAAACAGAUAAGCGUGUCAGAGACGGGAGUGACGGAUGUGGGGCUGAUGUCGCUGGGGAACAUCGGUUGUCUGCAGAACGUAGCGGUGGUGCAGUCGAGUGGCUUGACCCCGAGUGGCUUAACAGCGUCUCUGUUGGCAUUGGGAGCUCUGAGGAAACUCAAGCUCCACUCCUCUUUCAAAACUCUGCUUCCUCUGCAACUCAUUUAUCACAUGGAAGCCCGUGGCUGUGCCUUUCUCUGGAAAGACCAAACCCCUCAGGAAGAGUUGGAUCCAAAGUACUGGAAACUGCAGCUGGAAGAUUAUGCGCCUUUAGAAUAAAUAUGAUUCUAGAAGAAGGUGAGACAUUAGUCUCUAUGAGAGAGAGGAAGAGAGGAAAAAAAAAGAUGAUGCUGGAUUUUUGUUUUUAACUCUCAAAUAUUAGUUGGAAGUUCGGGUUGAAGAACACAGUGAGAGAGAGGGGCUUUGUCGUAAUGAAGAUGGAUGCUGAAAUACCAAGGUUGUUUGAGACUGGAGCAAUUUGUUUGAUUGAUGAUCUGUUCUUUGAAUGUCACUUUAACAGGUGGCAGAAAUGAACGAUUGGAUCCCAUACUGUUAGUUCUGGAUAGUUUCGUUCAGCCAAUAGGUAACAGUACUUUCCCUUCAGAGAGCAAAAAGAAAAUGUUGUAGGAUUUUUUUAUAUAAAUUUUCUGUUUGUGUUGAGAUUCCAUUUACUGUAUAAGAGGAAUAGAUGGAAAUGGAAAUCUCGUUGCUUUCACAUUCUCUUUGUAUGGCCUUCUUGCCUGGACAUGUAUGGGCACGUUAUCUUGUUUCCUUGUUGUCUCUUUCUAUGUUCUCUGUAAUGAAUUAUGUGAUCUAAUUGUAUAAAUGUUUCUGUUA
Messenger RNA from Tarenaya hassleriana, 2672 nucleotides. RefSeq names its product F-box/LRR-repeat protein 3-like. The record is from RefSeq and is a predicted model, not a curated record. Gene Ontology annotation, molecular function: protein binding. The transcript has 8 exons. NCBI's taxonomy places the organism in Eukaryota, Viridiplantae, Streptophyta, Magnoliopsida, Brassicales, Cleomaceae. Gene Ontology annotation, cellular component: SCF ubiquitin ligase complex. The coding region runs from base 105 to 2114 and encodes 669 amino acids. Gene Ontology annotation, biological process: SCF-dependent proteasomal ubiquitin-dependent protein catabolic process.